AAGAACUACUGGUGAAACAAUAUAUUUUACAUUUAUUCUGUAACAAUAACUUCGAGGAUUGCCAAUAUAUUAUAUUUAUCUAAUUUCGAUCCAACUUAAAAUUAUAAAGAUUGAUUGCAGAAUAAUGGAAGACAAUAAACCAAAGAGAGGGAUUUUAAAAUCAAAAAAUAAUUACACACUCGCGGACAACAAAAUUAAAAAAACAGUGAGAUGGGAUGAAUCGAACAUCAAAAAGACAUCGCGACCGUAUAGCAGAGACUCUGAUAUCAGAUAUAAAGAGCCUUCAGUAUACGGUAUUGCGGAUGAUUCAUCCAACGAAGACAAUAACAAAUUGAAUACCGAAAUAUCGACAUUGGAUCCAGAGUCAUUUGAAGUAAAACAAAAAACAUUAUGCACCAGAAACAGUGAUGAAAAUCUGAGGGAUUCAGUUGCAACCAAGGCAUUCGAACUGAAGCGAAAAUUACACUAUAACGAAUAUUUCGGUGUGAAGCUUCUAAAAAUCUUUUCAAUGAUGAAGAGAAAGAAUUAAUAUUCAAUGGCUAUGUUUAUAAAUAUACAUUUCGGCAAUUCUUUUUCCCGUUAAAAUUAUCAAAAUUCAGCAUUAGAUAAAUAAUUGACGUUCAGUUGGGUAAAUAUUUCGAAAAACAGCAUUUUAUAAAUUUAUCUAAAAAUGAAAAACUAAAUUUGAAAGUUUCCAAGAGUAAAAUAUAUAUUAGCGUAUCAGAUUUUCACAAUUGCACGGAAAUUAAAAGAAGAAAAAGUUGCAACGUACUAUUUUAAAUUAAUAAGCAAAUAAAGACUAAAUUCA
Centruroides sculpturatus (bark scorpion) is the source of this 808-nucleotide messenger RNA. RefSeq names its product protein phosphatase inhibitor 2-like. The record is from RefSeq and is a predicted model, not a curated record. The transcript has 5 exons. NCBI's taxonomy places the organism in Eukaryota, Metazoa, Arthropoda, Arachnida, Scorpiones, Buthidae. Gene Ontology annotation, biological process: regulation of signal transduction. Gene Ontology annotation, molecular function: protein phosphatase inhibitor activity. The coding region runs from base 125 to 529 and encodes 134 amino acids.